Molecule: messenger RNA, 284 nt
Organism: Staurois parvus
Lineage: Eukaryota; Metazoa; Chordata; Amphibia; Anura; Ranidae
Source: the annotation of a GenBank genome assembly
GUUUAACCCCUUCGUGCCUAAAGGUAAAACAAAUCUUAAUGCCUAAGCACAAUUUUGCAACUUUGACCUGUGUUAGCAAAACCGUACAUAUCACCACAACUACUUUGUGCAUACAGGUGGAUUUUACCUUGUUUUUUUUUUUCAGAAUAAAUUGGGCUUUCAUUUGGUGCUAAAUGGUAAUGGAUAUCUCCUGAUUUUUUUUUCAUUACCAUAGAAAAACUGGCCCAAAAUAGUAGACUGCGAUUUUUUUUUUUCCUUUCAAAAAGAAAAGAACAGAGAAAAUA